AAAAAAAAAAAAAAAAAAAAAGGCGCAUUCUCAUUCUCGUUCUAGAGCAUGCGAGAGCAGCAACCAUGGAGGACUUGCAGAGUGCACUUAACGAACAGGGUCUAACUGUUUCUACUGUCCCGGAGAAAGGCCGGUGCCUUUUAACCGCCAGAGAUUUCUAUCCAGGAGAAGUAAUUAUAAGCCAAGAGCCUUAUGUCUGUGUACCGAACAAGUCAUCGGUUGACUCGAGAUGUGAUGGAUGCUUCACAUCAAGUAAUCUUAAGAAGUGCUCAGCUUGUCAUGUUGUAUGGUACUGUGGUAGCACAUGCCAGAAGUUGGAGUGGAAGUUGCAUCGUCUUGAAUGCCAAGCUCUGUCAAGGCUCGACAAGGAUAGGAGAAAAUCUGUUACACCUUCCAUACUUCUGAUGGUGAAACUCUACCUACGGAGGAAACUACAAAGUGAGAAGGUCAUUCCUACUACUGCUACGGACAAUUAUAACUUGGUGGAGGCACUGGUGUCUCACAUGUCUGACAUUGAUGAGAAGCAAUUGGUGCUGUAUGCACAAAUUGCUAACAUUGUUAAUUUUAUACUUCAGUGGCCUGAGAUCAACAUAAAAGAGAUUGCUGAAAACUUUUCCAAGUUUGCAUGCAAUGCACAUACCAUUUGCGACAGUGAACUAAGACCCUUGGGGACAGGACUGUAUCCUGUCAUUUCCAUUAUUAACCAUAGCUGCUUGCCCAAUUCUGUUUUGCUGUUUGAGGGAAGGUUGGCUGUCAUACGUGCUGUGCAACAUAUUCCACAAGGAGACGAGGUGUUGAUUAGUUACAUUGAAACUGCUGGAAGCACUAUGACUCGGCAAAAGGCUCUGAAAGAACAGUACCGUUUCACUUGCACAUGUCCCCGCUGCAUAAAAGUGGGUCAGUCUGAUGAUAUCCAAGAAAGUGCAAUUGUAGAAGGUUAUCAGUGUAAGGAUGAUCGAUGCAAUGGUUUCCUGCUCCGCAGUUCUGAUGACAAAGGAUUUGUAUGCCAACAAUGUGGACUUGUUAGGGACAAGGAAGAGAUAAGAAAGAUUGCAAGUGAACUAAAAUUGAUGUCCGACAAGGUUCUUAUGUCUUCGUCAUCUGGCAAUUACCAGGAAACUGUUUCUAUGUAUCAGAAGAUUGACAAACUCCAGAGGAAAUUGUGCCAUCCUUUCUCAAUCAGUUUGAUGCAAACUCGAGAAAAGCUUUUAAAGAUUUUGAUGGAGCUGCAAGAUUGGAGAGAAGCUCUAGCAUAUUGCAGAUUGACCAUUCCAGUGUAUCAAAGAUUAUAUCCGGGAUUCCAUCCUUUGCUUGGACUGCAAUAUUAUACCUGUGGGAAGCUUGAAUGGUUACUGGGAGACACAGAGGGUGCUAUAAAAAUCACUUCUUCCAAGGCAGUGGAUAUCCUACGAGUUACUCAUGGGACAAAUACGUCUUUCAUGAAGGACCUCGUGCUGAAGUUGGAGGAAGCACGUGCCGAAGCUUCUUACAAACUCUCAUCUAAAGAUGAGUUACAAGAUCUACCUUAAAUUGUCAUUCCAUGCCUGAGCCAUUCCUAAGAAAUACAUGAGCUUGGAGUAGAGAAUGAUUCAGUUAACAUCUCUAUUCAGUUGCCACAACCAUCUUGGAUUCAUCUUGAUCUCUUGGUACAGGUCAUCUCCGAAAAAUCUUCUACCCUGCACUGAUGCAUUAUAAAUAC
Corylus avellana is the source of this 1699-nucleotide messenger RNA. RefSeq names its product SET domain group 37 (gene SDG37). Gene Ontology annotation, molecular function: protein binding. Gene Ontology annotation, cellular component: nucleus. The record is from RefSeq and is a predicted model, not a curated record. Lineage: Eukaryota; Viridiplantae; Streptophyta; Magnoliopsida; Fagales; Betulaceae.